CCCACGCUGCCCACGCUGCCCACGCUGCCCGCCCUGCCCGUCCUGCCCGCACCGCCGCCACCAUGAAGAAGCAAUUCAACCGCAUGCGCCAGCUCGCCAACCAGACCGUGGGCAGAGCUGAGAAGACAGAGGUUUUGAGUGAAGAUCUCCUGCAGGUGGAGAAGCGCCUGGAGCUGGUGAAGCAGGUGUCCCACAGCACCCACAAGAAGCUGACAGCAUGUCUGCAGGGCCAGCAAGGCGUGGAGCCUGACAAACGCUCGAAGAAGCUCCCACUGACAACGCUGGCGCAGUGCUUGGUGGAGGGGUCAGCAGUGCUGGGCGAGGACUCCCUGCUGGGGAAGAUGCUGCGGCUGUGUGGGGAGGCAGAGGACAGGCUGGCUCAGGAGCUCAUCCACUUCGAGCUGCAGGUGGAGAGGGAUGUCAUUGAGCCCCUCUUCCUGCUGGCUGAGGUGGAAAUCCCAAAUAUCCAGAAACAGAGGAAGCACUUGGCGAAGCUCGUGCUGGACAUGGACUCCUCCAGGACACGGUGGCAGCAGUCGGUGAAGUCCUCGGGGUUGGCCAGCAACCUGCAGCCCUCGGGUGCCAAAGCCGACGCUCUCAGGGAGGAGAUGGAGGAGGCAGCUAACAGAGUGGAGAUUUGCAGGGACCAGCUCUCAGCUGACAUGUACAAUUUUGUGGCCAAAGAAGUAGACUAUGCAAACUAUUUUCAAACUCUGAUCGAGGUGCAGGCAGAGUACCACAGGAAAUCCUUGGCACUCCUGCAGAACGUCCUGCCUCAGAUCAAAGCCCAGCAGGAGGCCUGGAUGGAGAAGCCUUCCUUUGGGAAGCCCCUGGAGGAGCACCUGGCUGUCAGCGGGAGGGAGAUCGCCUUCCCCGUGGAGGCUUGUGUCACCAUGCUGCUGGAGUGUGGCAUGCAGGAGGAGGGUCUCUUCCGAGUGGCUCCAUCGGCCUCCAAGCUGAAGAAGCUGAAGGCUGCCCUGGAUUGCUGCGUGGUGGACGUGCAGGAGUACUCAGCUGACCCCCACGCCAUCGCAGGAGCCCUCAAGUCCUACCUGCGAGAGCUGCCAGAGCCCCUCAUGACGUUUGAGUUGUAUGAGGAGUGGAUCCAGGCCUCCAACAUCCCAGAGCAGGAGAAGAGGCUCCAUGCCCUAUGGAACGCCUGCGAGAAGCUGCCCAAAGCCAACUACAACAACAUCAGGUACCUGAUCAAAUUCCUGGCCAAGCUGACUGAGUACCAGGACAUGAACAAAAUGACACCGAGCAACGUGGCCAUCGUGCUGGGGCCCAACCUCCUCUGGCCGCAGGCGGAUGGGAACAUGACAGAGAUGAUGACGACGGUGUCGCUGCAGAUCGUGGGCAUCAUUGAGCCACUCAUCCAGCACGCUGACUGGUUCUUCCCUGGAGACAUUGAGUUCAACGUGACGGGCAACUAUGGCAGCCCCAUGCACACCAACCACAAUGCCAACUACAGCUCCAUGCCCUCCCCGGACAUGGACCACGCCGACCGCCGCCACCAGGACCAGGCCCGGCGUCCCCUCAGCGUGGCCACUGACAACAUGAUGCUGGAGUUCUACAAGAAGGAUGGCAUGGGCGUCAGGGUGAUGGACACCUCGUGGGUGGCUCGGCGGGGCACCUCGGCGGGGCGCAAGACGUCCUCUACCCUGCCAUCUGCCCAGCCCCCCCUGCCCCCCUCCGAGCUCCCCGGAGCCCCCCACUCACCCAUCCCUGAGCACUCACCGGACGUCAUUUCAGCUGCCCCUUCCCCACCUCCCACCGCCUUCGGCUUCCCCCCGCCAGCCGAGAGGACAAGCACUUUAAAGCCCAAGGAGCCGCCCCCCCAGCCCCGAGGCAGCCCCGGGCCACCCUCUGCCCCCCUUUCUCCCGCCGAGCAGAGCCCGCACUCCCUGCGCAAAGGGGCCAAGAAGCUGGCACCCAUCCCGCCCCGGGCGUCCCCGGGGGAGCCGGGGGGUGGGCAGCCCUCCCCCGCCAGCCUCUCGCCCACCCCCCCCAGCACCCCGUCUCCCUACGGCCCCCCCCCGGGGCCCUGCCCUCCCCCUGCCCAGCUCUCCCCUCCUCCGCCUCCUCCUCCUCCUCCUCCCCCCGCCACUGCCGCCCCCAAAUCCCGUCCCACCCCGAAGCCGCGGCCGCGCCCCACGCUGCCCCCCCCGCCCCAGCCCCCUCCGGCCUCCCCCGGCCCCCCCUCGACCCCGGAGCCCCCCCGAGUGGACGCUGCCGGCCCUGGGGACGGCGCCAGGACAGGUCUGCUCCGGUUUGAGGUCCCCUCCCUCCAUGUCCCCCCCGAUGCCACCCUGUGCCGGGACCCUCCAGAGGCACCGCAGAGACUCUCGGGGCCUGAGGAGGAGGAGGAAUCAGAGAGCACAGCCCUAUGACACUGUCCCUGUCCCCAAGCUCAUCCUUGUGGCACCCGAGGGCCACCGGCACACCAGUUUUGGGUGGCAAAGCGCCCGGUUUGGGGGCAGUCGCUCUUCUUUAUUUCGUUUUGGGUUUCGCCUUAUCCAGACUUUGCCUUGUGGCCGGGGGUCUCUGCCCCCCCCCCCCC
Calypte anna (Anna's hummingbird) is the source of this 2560-nucleotide messenger RNA. RefSeq names its product Rho GTPase activating protein 44 (gene ARHGAP44). Gene Ontology annotation, molecular function: protein binding; GTPase activator activity. Gene Ontology annotation, cellular component: dendritic spine; intracellular anatomical structure; presynaptic active zone. The transcript is spliced from 20 exons. The record is from RefSeq and is a predicted model, not a curated record. Lineage: Eukaryota; Metazoa; Chordata; Aves; Apodiformes; Trochilidae. Gene Ontology annotation, biological process: regulation of dendritic spine morphogenesis; neurotransmitter receptor transport, endosome to postsynaptic membrane; signal transduction. Bases 63 to 2390 code for a protein of 775 amino acids.